AUGUCUUCCAACGACAUGCACAACAUCCCCCCACCACCACUUCAUCAAUACUCACAAGGAACCCGAAACAACACCGUAACACCCGGCGUUGACAAUCUCGGCCCCAGCUCCCCAGGCGGCGGAAUAAGCGGCAUAGCACUAGGAAUCGCAAACACGCACGACCGACAAAGCGGCAUCGACGCAUCCCGCGGAAUGGAUCACUACACCGGCCCCGCCGAACGAGACUUCAACACCACCGGCUCAGACACUCCCUACGUCCCUUCCCCAGCCUUCGUCAGCGCAGAAUCACUACGCCCGAACCAGUCCUACGGCUCCAACUCGCACAUGUUGGGCGGCGCGGCUGCCUCCCCGGGCUUCCACACGCCCCCGCAGUCGUCCCUUCAUUUUAGCGACUCAGCCCACAGCCCGCAGCAGUAUCCGGCGCCGUAUGGCGGAAUCACGGACGGGCCGUACCAGCGUCAUUCGGCGUAUAGAUUUUGCGCCCAGAUCGCGCGGUCGUGCCGCUGCCGCUGGGGCGGGGGAGGCGCUGCUGCUGGGGGCCUUUUGACGGGAUUCUUUGGGAAGGAGAAGAAUGCUGAUGUUGCGUAUAAUUCUGUUCCUGGGGGUGGGCUGGAGGCUGGUGGGGCGGCGGCGCCGGCGAAGAAGAUGGAUGGGCGCAAGAAGAUGGGGUGGAUUGUCGGGCUUGUGCUUGGGUUUAUUAUACUCGGUGCGAUUGUUGGCGGCGCCGUUGGCGGUACGAUUGGGAGUCGGCACAGUAAUGGGUCCAAGGCCAGUAACGUUGGGACUGCGGAUGGCGAUACGCAGAGCAAUGGCGACCUCGAUAAGGAUUCCGCUGAGAUCAAGGCUUUGUUGAACAAUGGUGAUCUGCACAAGGUUUUCCCUGGCGUGGACUACACGCCAUGGGGAGUGCAGUAUCCGGAUUGUCUCAAGUGGCCGCCGUCGCAGAACAACGUUACCCGUGACAUGGCGGUUCUGUCGCAGUUGACUAACACCGUGCGUCUGUAUGGAACGGAUUGUAACCAGACGGAAAUGGUGCUGCACGCAAUCGAUCGCCUCGAUCUCAAGGAUAUGAAGCUUUGGCUGGGAGUAUGGAUUGAUUCGAACACCACCUCUACCGAGCGCCAGUUAUCGAAGCUUUACAAGGUCCUCGAUGAUACCAAAGACACCUCUAUCUACAAGGGUAUCAUUGUCGGCAACGAAGCACUCUACCGCGCCGGUUCAAGCAAAGCGAGCGCCAUGACGACCUUGAUCUCGUACAUCCAGAAUGUCACGAGCGAAGUCAAGACACGCAACCUGGAUCUCCCCAUCGCGACCUCCGACCUCGGCGAUAACUGGACUGCCGAGCUGGUGGAUGAAGUAGACGUCGUCAUGUCUAACGUGCAUCCCUUCUUUGCGGGCGUUAACGUCAGUAUUGCCGCCGGCUGGACAUGGGACUUUUGGCAGGACCACGAUGUCUCCCUGACAAAGGGAACGAGCAAAAAGCAGAUCAUCUCCGAGGUUGGAUGGCCGAGCGGAGGCGGCAAGGAUUGCGGCGAGAGCCCUUCCUGCGACGCCGACACACCGGGCUCAGUGGCCAGUAUCGAUAACAUGAACUCGUUCAUGUCCGACUGGGUCUGCCAGGCGCUGGAGAACGGAACUGAUUACUUCUGGUUCGAGGCUUUCGACGAACCGUGGAAAAUCCAGUACAACACGCCCGGCAAAGAAUGGGAAGAUAAAUGGGGUCUCAUGGACUCUGCGCGCACCAUCAAAAAGGGUCUCAAGAUCCCAGACUGCGGCGGCAAAACCGCCUCCUAA
This is a messenger RNA of Penicillium soppii, 1794 nucleotides long. RefSeq lists its product as uncharacterized. Gene Ontology annotation, cellular component: extracellular region; fungal-type cell wall; cell surface. Bases 1 to 1794 code for a protein of 597 amino acids. The record is from RefSeq and is a predicted model, not a curated record. The transcript is spliced from 3 exons. Gene Ontology annotation, molecular function: 1,3-beta-glucanosyltransferase activity; glucan endo-1,3-beta-D-glucosidase activity. NCBI's taxonomy places the organism in Eukaryota, Fungi, Ascomycota, Eurotiomycetes, Eurotiales, Aspergillaceae. Gene Ontology annotation, biological process: cell wall organization.